Dinoponera quadriceps is the source of this 5352-nucleotide messenger RNA. RefSeq names its product dentin sialophosphoprotein (gene SNF4Agamma). Lineage: Eukaryota; Metazoa; Arthropoda; Insecta; Hymenoptera; Formicidae. The record is from RefSeq and is a predicted model, not a curated record. Bases 455 to 3931 code for a protein of 1158 amino acids. The transcript has 16 exons.
GGCUCGUCGACUCGUCGGCGCCUCUCCUUUCCGGUUUUACCCCCUUUUUCCGUUCGAUUCCCCGGGGGGACCGCGCGCGCGCUUCUCUAGCGGGGCGAUAUUUCGCGCGUGCUCUAACCCGCUGCCUUCGGCUCGCUGGCGAUCCCUCUCCGGAUGCGGCGUGCUGACCGCGUCGGGUGUGUCAACGUAAUCGCAUCGUCGGGACCGCACGGACACGUACUCGCCGGUGACCGACUCGAACGGAACAGCACGGAGCAGCGGCACGGGCAGCUCGGCACGGGCUUCACGGCGGUCAGCUGGUCGCCCGUCGUACGCUCGUCUUAGAUGCUGGUCGCGAAAGCGCGCGGGACGACGGUACGGACAGUCGGCGCUCGCCGGUGCUGCAAGGAGGAUGUGUGCCGGCGGCGUCAUGGCCUAUAAUAGCGCGUCACCAUAGCCUCCGAAAGGUUCCCCGAUGGAGAGUUCCGGCGGCGAUAAGCAGAACGAGUCGGACGAGUGCGACGUGAACAGCGACAACAGGAAGCGGGAGGACGACACGACCGGCCAGAAGAAUGUCGAGCGGAAGAUGAAAGCGGAGGACGAGCGGGAGACACCCCGGCGGAAGAAGACCGCGGAGAAGCUGGAGAUCAGCGCGGAGGGCGAGAUGAAGGGACAGAUGAAGACGCUGUCGGCCGACGACGAGGAGGUCGACGAGGAGGACGAGAAGAGCAAGGCGUCUCUCGUGGACGAGGAGGAGCCCAAGGAGGAGACCAGGAGCGCCGGCAAGAAGGAGGAAGAGUCGUCCAGCGACACCACGUCCACCAGCACCUCCGACGACGAGUCUGAGACGAGCUCGGAAGACAAAACGGAGCCGUCCAAGCCGACGGAGAACACGACGACGACCACCACCACCACCACGGCGACGGCUCAGGCGGAAACGAAAGAGGAGGGAGGACGGCAGGAGUCGAAGGACAACAAGAACGAAGACACCACGGACGACAGUGACAUCGAGGAUGACCUGGUCUCGGCGAUCAAUUACAACACCAUCACCUCCCUGGCGGCGCUCAAGGACAUGCUGCAGUCCUCCGGGGAGGACUCGGACGGCGUGGACAGUUUCUUCCAGCAUUACUUUCUGUCGCACGUCAACAGGCUGCCGUCGCGGAACCAGACCCACAGUCCGUAUCCUUGGGGCAGGAGGCUGUCGGAGUGUCGGGAAGAGGACGAGUACGAGACCGAGGAAGGGAAGAACACCGACAGUCCGAGCGCUGACAACAAGAAGGACGUGGCGAAGAUGUCGCAGGGCGAGAAGGCCGACAGCGUCUCGUCGAAGACGUCGAAAGCCUCGAGCCCGUCCUCCUCGGAGAAUUCCAGUUCGGAGAGGAUCGAUGAGAAAUCUAUGCCGACGUCCAGCGUCUCGGAAGCGAAGCCGCCGUCGCCGUCGUCGUCGUCGACGGUGGCGGUGGCGGCGACGACAGCGCCGGUGGCAGCGACCCCGUCGUCUUCGGUAACGAGCACGACCACCACCGCGACGACGACUGCCGCGACGUCCACAUCGACGGCUACGUCCUCCGGCAGGUUCACCACGUCAACGGUGGUGACGUCACCGACCUCCACUACGAAGCCUCCUCUGAGAAGGAGGCACACCACCGGCCCGGGCAUGACCUUCCCCGCCACCGAUCCUCCAACGUAUUCUACCAGCAUGACCUUCUCGAGAACGAGCCCGUUGCCGAGUCCUCAUCUUGAUAAGAGAUUCUUCGACAGUAGCCUGAUCGAGAUGAAGAGUCAGGCGAGCAGCAGCAGCACCCUCGAUUACGACUCCACGGAGGAGGUGUGGGUGCGCAGAAUCGACUUCGUGCAAGAGAGGAAACGCCGGGAACUUGGCUCGCAACCGCUCCCAACGAUUGUCACCGAAGAUGCGGAUAAUUCGAACCAUGGUUCUCAAGGUCACAGGCCACGGGCAGAUACAUGGGGCUCACACUCGAAGUCGAUCAAGAAGUCGUCUUAUGGGAGUGCACCCAGUUCUGGAAAAUCGACACCUCUUCCGCAGCCGGCGGAACCGUCGAGCUCGUCGAGUUCCGGCAAGGACAGCAAGGGCGGCCGAAAGGCUUCCGGCACUCGGUCCGGUUCGACCAGUCGCAGUAACAGUCGUAGUAAUAGCGCGGAACGCAGAAGAAGCGGCGGUGCUGCCGAUGACACCGCCAGCCCUACUAGGAAACCGGCGCUCUUUGACGCUUUCAGACCGAGGAGCAAGUCGGACGCUAGCAAGAGGAAACCCAGUAUUAUAGCUAAUAUGAAAAGUGCCGUUCAGCAUUCCUUGCACAGAGGAUCGCACGGGAGCUCGUCGGUGGAUGUACGUAUAGAAAAGGAGCAUCACAAGGAAAGUCAGAAGGAACAAAGAGACAGUAAGGAUUAUCAGGGCGGCCGGCCCAGAGCUGGAUCCGAGAGUAGCAGAAAUCCUGUGAGCAAAGUCAUGGAUCUCAUUAGGCACAGGAGCCACAGUGCCUUGAGCGCGGAGGACAAGCGGAAAGCGAGAGCGGCGGUGCAGCAUCAGGCACAAACAGCGCCACAGAGUGCAAUCAGGAGGAGUUCCUUGGAUCCCACGGCUCGUAGACUGUCCCUCGGGGCACCCGCGAUACCUCACCGAGCGUCGGAUGCUUGUCUGGAUCCGGUUCACGCUGCCAUACUCUUCAGGGAUGCACGCGGUUUGCCGGUGGUGGAUCCCUUCCUGGAAAAAGUCUCGCUCUCCGAUCUCGAGGAGGACGAGUCGCAGAUCUUCGUUAAGUUCUUCAAAUUUCACAAAUGCUACGACCUAAUACCGACCAGCGCGAAACUAGUCGUCUUCGACACACACCUACUAGUUAAAAAGGCCUUCUUCGCUCUCGUCUAUAAUGGUGUGAGGGCCGCGCCGCUAUGGGACAGUUCUCGGCAGCAGUUUGUGGGCAUGUUGACUAUAACAGAUUUCAUAAAAAUACUUCAGAUGUAUUACACCAGUCCGUCAGUGACAAUGGACGAGUUGGAAGAGCAUGAGCUGGACACGUGGAGAAAGGUCCUGAAGGAUCAGGUUCGCCCUCUCGUAAGCAUCGGGCCGGAUGCGUCGCUGUACGAAGCCAUCAGGACCUUAAUACAAAACAGAAUCCAUCGAUUGCCUGUGAUAGAUCCCGAUACCGGAAACGUCCUUUAUAUCUUGACACAUAAACGAAUACUUAGGUUCCUUUUCCUAUAUAUCCACGAGUUACCAAAACCGUCUUUCACCAAUAAAACGUUGAGGGAGUUGAGGAUAGGCACUUUCGAGAACAUAGAGACAGCUACGGAAGAAACUAGCAUAAUUUUAGCGCUCAAAAAAUUCGUAGAAAGGAGAGUCUCGGCAUUACCGAUUGUCGACACCGACGGGAAGCUAGUGAACAUUUAUUCGAAGUUUGAUGUUAUUAAUUUAGCCGCGGAAAAGACUUACAAUAAUCUAGACGUUUCAUUGCGCGAGGCGAACGAACAUCGCAAUGAGUGGUUCGAAGGCGUCCAAAGUUGCAAGUUAGACGAGACACUGUUCACUAUAAUGGAAAGGAUCGUCAGAGCGGAGGUCCAUAGGCUAGUAGUGAUCGACGACGACGACAAAGUGAUCGGUAUAAUAUCCCUCUCUGAUCUGCUUUUCUACCUCGUUCUUAGGCCUUGUGGUGAAGAUGGCAGUAGCAAUAAAGGUAGCUCUAUAUCGUUGCGGGCGCAAGAUACCGCGCUGUCGAAGGCCCCCAGCUCCGCGCAGUCGGAAGCGUCGCUCACCGGCGACGGUGAGACCGAGCAGGACGCCGCGGAGGGCAAUCGGUCGGAGGAGGCGCCCACGACCCCUAGUCCACCGCUGAGCCCCGCCGCAUCGGACAUCUCGGAACCUCAGUCGACGUUAGUCAGUCAAACCACUCAGGAAGCAGCGUGGCGGGAAGUGACCGUGUCGGGCGGCGAAUGAGAUGCCGCGUUAUUCACGUGCCCCCACGCACGCGUUGUUGUCUCACUACCGAGGAAGAGGAAUAAUAAUAAUCGGCGCUGCUUCUUCAGCCGCAGUGCGCCGCGUCGCGAACACCAGCGCCGGACAAGUAGAGCAUAACCACCGCGUAUUUCUACAUACACACACAUACACAAGACAACACACAUACAUAGACACACCCCCCUUGUUGUUAUCGCUCGCGCUCUUUUCCCCGCGACUAAAGCGAGAGACAAAAGUCGAUCGGCAGACGCGCGCGUCACGCUCGCAGGGAGACGCGCCCGCCGUUUCAGCGAGAUCAAUUUUGGUAGUCGCGACCACCGCCGCGCUAGUUGACGCGGGAAGAAGGGGGAUCCCUGCCGGAGGCGAGCGACGUGCGCGAUAAGAAAACGCGGGAUGCUGUAUAGUGUAUAAAAUCAUUUAAGCUUAAUUUUUUAUGGUACAAAUGCUACUCAGCAUAGACGUUCGAGCUUCUCGCCAGGGACAGUAGUAGUUGCGCUAUUGUUUGCUCAGAAUAACGACUCCCCCGCGCCCUUCUACAAUCGAGUAGUGGAAAAGAAAGGAAGGAAUAAUGAAACGUACCACUCGCACGUUCUCGGACGAGUUUGCUGAAAAAUGCCAAAUCUCGGUGACGACGCGUCAAGUCCCGUCUUGAUCACGUUUAUCUUUAUACAGUUUACGUUUUAUGUAUAUUUCGAAUCGGAGAAUUGUAGAUUCGAUCUUAAGUGACAGUUUUUAGAUUAUGUGAAGAUUAAGAAAAGAAGAGGGGAAAUUAGCUACUAUAUUGAAAAGCGUUGUUGCACGAUCGCUAAUCGUAGACUUGGUCUCGUUGUAAGAGGCCACUCUCACGUUUCUCUUCUGAUCGUAUUUACAUACCGCCGAUUUAAUUAAGCGUCUCUUCGACAUCUUUUAUAUACUCAUUUGUGACAACCGUUGUUGCUGAUUUCUAUUAGCGAUGUGUUAGAAAGAGGGUGAGAGAAAGAGAGAAAGAGAGAUAUCUAACUAUUAAUUACUGAUGCAUAGUUGCAUAAUAAACACAGAUCAUUUAAACUGUAUUUCAUACUUACAAGUAAAUACGGUGCUUCUAAGUUGUCAGAUAUCAUUUCAGCGGAUUAUGUAGAAACGAUAAAGCUGUAUAUUGUUAAUGUAUAUUGUUGUUAAAACAGAGACAGUCUCUGUACCCCUCCCCCCCCCCCUUUUUUUUGGAAAGGAUUUCACUUUUGAUGUAUCGUCAAAGUCGACGCAAGUGUCGGAUGUUAGGACUAUUGUUCUGUACGAGAACCGCAAAUCUUUUAUCUCUUGUAUCAAAAUCACACAAUGUCACGAAACCUGUGGAAUGUAAACGACGAAAACACGAAUAUUUAACGGAAUGCAGACGAAAAAAAAAAGCAGAGAGUUGCGUGAAA